AUGGCGACCGUCGACGUCCAGACAAUACCGGCCUUGCCAAAAGCCAAUUUCAAGCCGAUCAUCCAGACCUCGUUGGCGCCGAAAAAGAGCGCUCAUGGCGCAACCGUCUUCGACCCCAUGGUGCAUCUCAAUUACCGGGCGCCAGAGAACAAAGUUAUGAUGGAAGACCUUGACUUCAGCAAAGAUACGGGGAUCUCUCCCAUCGCGGUAUCUGAGCCCUUUACUUUGUUUACAGAGGAGUGUAUCCAACGAUUUCGCGAGGAAGUCCUCAGCGAAGAGGUGCAGAAGAACUGUGCUGUAGAGAGCAACAUCGCAGCUUGUCAGGUCAGAGGCUACGCGGCAAAAUACGCCCCUUUCAUCUACGAUGCUUGGAAUCAUCCAGAAGUCCUGGCCAUAGUAUCCAAGAUUGCGGGCAUCGAGCUCAUCCCUCAAAUGGACUUGGAGAUCGGCCAUACCAACAUCUCGGUCAAGUCAGAAAAAGACACAAGAGCUGAAUUAGCAGCUGUCGAAGAACAGAGGAAAAGCUACGCCGCAGAUGAGGGUAUCGCUGGUUGUCCGUGGGAAGACGACAAGCCAAUUCUUGGUUGGCACAACGAUAGCUAUCCUUUUGUCUGCAUCACAAUGCUUAGUGACUGCACAAACAUGAUCGGUGGUGAGACGGCCAUGCGGACUGGUACUGGCGGUGUCAUGAAAGUUAGAGGACCGCAGAUGGGCUGCGCCGUGGUAAUGCAAGGCCGCUACAUCACACACCAAGCUCUGCGAGCUCUAGGCGCCCAAGAACGGAUCACUAUGGUGACUUCCUUUCGACCCAAGUCACCGCACUACCGAGACGACGUUUGCCUCGCCACAGUCCGAGGCAUAUCGAAUCUGUCAGACCUGUAUCACGAGUUCAGCGAAUACAGGCUCGAGAUGCUUGAGGAGAGAAUCCGCCACCAGUUGAAGAAGUUGCGUGGGGCACACAAUGCUGGCAAGAAGACCGACACGAAGCAGAUCAAGGACUUCUUGGUGGAGCAGAUGGAGUUUUUGAAGAGGACGGACGAGGAGCUUGUGCUUGAUGAGCUGGUUGUGAAGGGACAUCAGCCCAUUCGAGAUAUUCCUAAUGCGGUGUCUUCGAGCAUUGAAGAGAGCACGCCGAAGAAGAAGGCGAGGAUGGAGUGA
Molecule: messenger RNA, 1158 nt
Organism: Zasmidium cellare ATCC 36951
Lineage: Eukaryota; Fungi; Ascomycota; Dothideomycetes; Mycosphaerellales; Mycosphaerellaceae
Exons: 3
Coding region: 1-1158 (385 amino acids)
Source: RefSeq, a predicted model, not a curated record